GUAAACAUCCCGAAUGGCAGGCAGUGCCAGGGCCUCAUUGUCAGGCACACUUUUUUUUACUUCCAGUACUAUCUUUGCCUUUUUUUGCAACGCAGUAUGAAAUUUUAUGAAGUUAUUCAUACAGUAAUUAUUCAUAAACAAGCGACGUUAAAGACGAUAAUUUGAGUCAGCGUGUGGGUUCUUGAUAAGCGCACAACCUGCGCGCUGAAUGCGAUGGAAGGUAUUCUUGCUGCUGCUUAUUAAUACCGCCAAAUUCCAUCAGUGCGCAGUUUUUGGCUGAUUUGCUUCUUUCCGGCCUUUCGUGGAAUUUGGCAUUGGUUACCGGUCUAUACUAUGAGUAUCUUAAGCAAAUUAUUGUUGGAUUCAUAUCUUAUCCGGCGAUCGUUCAGCCUUCUGGCCCCGAGAUGUGGUCCCGUUCCGUUCAAGGUGAAAAAUUCCAUGACGGGGAAACUGGAGACCGUUACUCCUACACACAGUCCGAAUUUGACUUGGUAUUGCUGCGGACCAACGGUGUACGACAGCGCUCAUAUGGGACAUGCUUACACUUACGUCCAGUUCGACAUCAUCCGAAGGAUCCUACAGCAGUUCGGCGGAUAUAAUGUUGUCUUCAUGAUGAACAUUACGAAUAUCGACGAUAAAAUCAUACAACGAGCGCAAGCGAUGAAGGGGCAGCGGCAAGGAAGCGAAGCUUUGAGCACUGAACGCUCCGACCAGGCUAAGUCUGACUGGUUAAGUGUGGCCAACAAGUAUGAAAGGGAGUUCUUUGACGACAUGCGUUCACUGGGCAUCAUGGAUCCCACGAUUGUCGCCGAUGUUACGCGCCACAUGCCACAGAUCAUUUUGUUCGUCGAGGAUCUGCUUAAAAAGGGGUUAGCUUACGUUGUGGACGACGGGAGUGUAUAUUUCGACGCUAAAGCAUACGGAAGAGGUGGGAAAUUUCGUCAAACAUUAGAUCCCUCCUUUAUGCGACCGGAUGAAAUGUCCACUAAAAAGCGCUCUCCGGCUGAUUUCGCCUUGUGGAAAGGCGCCAAGUCGAAUGAGCCUAGUUGGCCCGUCCCGUUCUCACCUAUCCCAGGCCGACCGGGCUGGCACAUUGAAUGUUCUACACUGGCAUCUCAUUUCCUCGGUAGUAAGAUUGACCUUCAUUCGGGAGGAAUGGAUCUUACGUUUCCUCACCAUGAAAACGAGGAGAUCCAGUGCUGCGCGUUCCAUGAUGUGGAUCGCUGGGUUAGCCACUGGAUGCACACAGGUCAUGUGGUUUUAGACGAUGAUACGAAGAUGUCCAAAAGUUUGAAGAACUAUGUCACCAUUAAAGACUUCUUGGCAAGCGACGACCCACAGGCUUUCAGAAUAUUCUGUAUGCAGCAUCAUUACAGAUCAAACUGUCGGUUUUCGGAGAAGUCUACGAAGGCGGCUAUAAGCACAUAUGCUCGUUGGAUGACAUUUCUGAAUAACGCUGAUUUUUACCAUUUGGGCGUAUUCGAUCAUCUGGUGGGUGAAAUUGAUGAUAGAGCCAUGUUUGCAAAGCUGACGGAAGUGCAAGAGAGAGUUUCCUUCCAUUUAUUCAACGAUUUUGACGUACCGGAAGCCAUGCAGGCUCUCUCGGAAUUGGUGGAUCAGGUUUAUCCGAUAAUACUGAACCCGGAACGACCAAAGAUCUCUCGACUGGACAAAGCCAUGCCACUGUCCGGCGCUGUCCCCGCCGUGGCCAACUAUCUGAACAAGUUCCUGUUGAAUCUCGGUGUUACGAUGCCGAUCCGGGCCAAUCUGUUUAACAUGAUUGUGGAUGCAGGUGGAGCCAGUGACUUUGGAUCCGUUCGCAGUGCACUGGAUCUUGAUGUGGCCAAGCUAAUGGACGAUGUAAUACGAUUUCGCAGUGCCGUCCGGGGAGAGGCUCGACGGGGAAAAAAGGCGAGAUCUCGGGUGAAUCUUCUCAAGUAUUGCGAUGAACUGCGUGAUAAUCUGCUGAAAACCGGCAUCAGUGUGAAAGACCAUGGUAAUGACUGCGCUUCCUGGGAUUAUGUGAAGAAGACACGUAAAGUUAAUUCAGUGGACUAUAAAAAACAGCUUUUUAUCAUUCUGACGAUGAUUUGGGCGAUGCUGAAAACGACGACAGUACUGAGCGUAACGACCUUGUUAAAGCUUCUGCUGACCAGAAGUCGUAGUAAACUUGCAUUGUUUCAACUGAACUAAGCUUUUCUUCUGUUUCUGUUGUGAUUGUUUAAAAUACCGAUGGUUUUGUGUUGCCGAGUAAACCGAUUUUGCUUUAUUUCGGAUAUGUCCAAACUGACUCCAAAGUGUUGUAAAAGGGAAACGUCGUGACUGUGUUCCAUGUCAAAGGUGGAAAAUUAAUACUGUACUGUACUUUUAUGCUGGUGCUAAGUCUAAUCAGAAAUUUCAUGCGAUUUGAAC
This is a messenger RNA of Paramacrobiotus metropolitanus, 2412 nucleotides long. RefSeq names its product probable cysteine--tRNA ligase, mitochondrial. Gene Ontology annotation, biological process: cysteinyl-tRNA aminoacylation. Gene Ontology annotation, cellular component: cytoplasm. The record is from RefSeq and is a predicted model, not a curated record. NCBI's taxonomy places the organism in Eukaryota, Metazoa, Tardigrada, Eutardigrada, Parachela, Macrobiotidae. Gene Ontology annotation, molecular function: cysteine-tRNA ligase activity; ATP binding.